UCAUGCCAAACCUAGAUUGACCUGAGUUUUAACAAAUUGACAAAAAAUUGUUUUCAAAGCUGAAAUUUGCAAGGAAGUUGCUCGAUCACGUGAUCCCCUCUCAUUUGCGUUCCUAAGGCGUGACCCACAUCGCGACCUCACCCAAGCCUCAACCGCUUGGGAACGGACUGCGCUCAGCGACCGCAUCACCCGCCAUCGCCCUUCCUAGACUACAAUCGGAGCAUUUGUGGAAUCACGUCAAGAUGGACCGCAAGAAAGAGCAAGAUACGCUCUUGGAUCGCCACAACAAGGCCAUGGCCGCAAUCCUGCGGCGCUUCCUCAACAUGACCAAAGCCGCCACGGCGCCCAUACCCAAGGAGGGCGCGUUGGACAACGAGGCUCUGAACCAGAUGAGGAUGGAGACGGAGACAAACGCAUUAAUCACAGAGAUCCAGAACCUCCUCGUGAUAACGCGGGAGAUCAAGGCGCUCUGGAUCAAGGGCCCGCUGCGCAAGCCCGGGGAGGAUGCCGCGCAGCAGGCGGAGCUGGACGCCAAGGCGCUGCGGGUGCAGGAGUUGUACAACGCGCUCAUGGCGCAGCGCACCGAGGGCCAGAGGAGGGACGCGGAGGCCAGGGCGAGGGGACAGCAGGGCCAGACGGCAUGAGAUUGGGAGAAGCCAACGAGUUGGACGCCGCGGGGAUUGAUACUGCGGUGAUGAGAAGUAAAAAGCUCGCGAGUCCGUAUUAAUGCGCGAUCGGUCAGUGAGUGAGUACAAUCGUGUUGCUAUGCUGGAGUUGAUUUUACGGCGUUCGGGAACCAUGGCACGGAAAAGGUCACGAGGCGCAUUGACUAAUUUACUGAUACCCAUGCCUUUUUAGAAGGGCCGUGAAUAAAGAAUAUACGAUG
Truncatella angustata is the source of this 886-nucleotide messenger RNA. RefSeq lists its product as uncharacterized. Gene Ontology annotation, cellular component: mediator complex. Gene Ontology annotation, biological process: regulation of transcription by RNA polymerase II. Gene Ontology annotation, molecular function: transcription coregulator activity. The coding region runs from base 243 to 644 and encodes 133 amino acids. The record is from RefSeq and is a predicted model, not a curated record. The transcript is spliced from 3 exons. NCBI's taxonomy places the organism in Eukaryota, Fungi, Ascomycota, Sordariomycetes, Amphisphaeriales, Sporocadaceae.